This is a messenger RNA of Carassius gibelio (silver crucian carp), 3107 nucleotides long. It is a transcript of the gene enpp2, whose product is annotated as ectonucleotide pyrophosphatase/phosphodiesterase 2. The record is from RefSeq and is a predicted model, not a curated record. Gene Ontology annotation, molecular function: zinc ion binding; phosphatidylcholine lysophospholipase A1 activity; nucleic acid binding. Gene Ontology annotation, biological process: immune response; phosphatidylcholine catabolic process. Bases 131 to 2773 code for a protein of 880 amino acids. The transcript is spliced from 25 exons. NCBI's taxonomy places the organism in Eukaryota, Metazoa, Chordata, Actinopteri, Cypriniformes, Cyprinidae.
UUCGUUACAGGUUUGCCAAAUAUGACGUUAGUUCAUGUUUCCUGGUGUGAGCGUAGCCUAUAAUAAACGUGAAUAGGUUUGAGUACUCCCUCAUUGUGGAAGCGAGUCAGGGACCAGACACACAUCGACCAUGCUGCAGCUGAAAUGGGUAUUCUCCGUUAUAUAUCUUCUCUCGCGGUGCUCUGUGCGUGAGGCUUAUGUGAUCAGGCGUUCCGGCAAGGCCGAAUCAUCAGAUGAGUCUUUUUCGGGAUUUCUCUCUGACCACCCUUUUAACAGCCUGUCAGGUUCCUGCAAAAACAGGUGCUUUGAACUAGUGGAAAGUGAACCCCCGAACUGUCGCUGUGACAACCUGUGUAAAACAUACAAUACUUGUUGCUCAGACUUUGAUGAGCAUUGCCUGAAAACAGCGGGGGGCUUUGAGUGCGGUAAAGAGCGAUGUGGUGAAACUCGUAAUGAACAGCAUGCCUGUCACUGCUCAGAAGACUGCAUGACCAAAGGAGACUGCUGUACCAACUACAGGUCUCUCUGCAAAGGUGAUGCUCCCUGGUUGCAGGGAGAGUGUGAAGAAAUUAAAAGUCACGAGUGUCCAGCUGGGUUUGUUCGGCCACCUGUCAUCAUGCUAUCUGUUGAUGGCUUUCGUGCGUCUUACAUGAAAAGAGGACGCAUGGUGAUCCCCAAUAUCGAGAAACUCAGGUCAUGUGGAACUCAUGCACCAUACAUGAGACCUGUGUACCCCACCAAAACCUACCCAAAUUUGUAUACAAUUACAACAGGGCUUUAUCCUGAGUCUCAUGGAAUUGUUGGUAACUCCAUGCAUGAUCCUGGCUUUGAUGCCAACUUUAACAUUCGUGGGAAAGAAAAGCUCAACCAUCGUUGGUGGGGAGGACAACCUAUCUGGAUAACAGCAGUGAAACAAGGAAUAAAGGCUGGUACAUUUUUCUGGCCAGUUGGGAUUCCAUUGGAAAGGAGAGUUCUGACCAUGUUGCGGUGGCUUCACCUUCGGGAUACAGAGAGGCCAUAUGUUUAUGCAAUGCAUUCUGAACAGUUGGAUUCCUAUGGCCACAAACUAGGACCCCACAGCACUGAGAUUGACAGUGCACUGAAGGACAUUGAUAAGGUGAUUGGUCAGCUAAUGAAUGGCCUGAAACAGAUGAAACUGCACCGUUGUGUCAAUAUCAUCUUGGUUGGAGACCAUGGCAUGGAGGAAGCUCAUUGUGACCGGACAGAAUUCCUGAGCUCAUACAUGUACAACACUGAGGACAUCAUCCUAAUUCCUGGGUCUCUGGGAAGAAUCAGAGCCCGAAAUCCAAACAACUCAAAAUAUGAUUCAAAAGCAAUUGUAGCAAACCUCACGUGUAAAAAGCCAGACCAGCACUUCAAACCAUACUUGAAGCAACAUCUUCCCAAACGUUUGCACUAUGCCAACAACCACAGAAUUGAGGAAGUUCACUUGAUGGUUGAGAGGAAAUGGCACAUAGCACGGAAGUUCUAUGAAUCAAAAAGGAAUCCAGGGAAAUGUGGGUUUGCUGGUGAUCACGGAUAUGACAAUAAAAUCAACAGCAUGCAGACCAUUUUCCUUGGGUAUGGACCAUCUUUCAAAUUCAAGACAAAAAUUCCACCGUUUGAGAAUAUUGAGCUUUAUAAUGUCAUGUGUGAUCUCCUUGACUUGAAGCCUGCUCCUAAUAAUGGUACUCAUGGUAGCCUUAACCAGCUCUUGAGGGCCCCUGUACACAUACCCAGCAUGCCUGAAGAAGUGUCCAAGCCAAACCCUGCAGGACCAAUCACAUCUCUUAACGUUGACCUGGGCUGCACCUGUGAAGACAAGUUGCGUUCAAAAAGUAGGGGGCAGAGGGCAUUGAAAGUGACCCUAGUAAGAGGCUAUAACCUGGAGUCACUGUGGCUCUGUCUGUUACAGAACAAAGUGGAAGAGCUCAAUCAACGACUGAGACAAGUUAUUGAUGACAACAAAAAUCUUCCUUACGGUCGGCCGGCAGUCAUGAUCCGCACCAAAUACUACAUCCUUCAUCAUAGUGACUACAUUAGUGGUUACAGUGAAGCUUUGUCCAUGCCUCUCUGGACAUCUUAUACUGUAUCUAAGCAGGUAGAUUUCACCCCUCUGACUGAGGCUCUGAGCAACUGUGUUCGCCCUGAUAUUAGAGUUCCUUCAGUCUACAGUCAGUCCUGCUCAAACUACCGUGCAGAUAAACAGAUCUCCUACAGCUUCCUCUAUCCACCUCAGUUGUCCUCCUCUCCAGAAGUGAGAUAUGAUGCUGUACUCAUUACCAACACUGUACCAAUGUAUCCAGCAUUCAAACGUGUGUGGGGUUAUUUUCAGAAAUCACUUGUUAGACGUUAUGCUAGUGAGAGAAAUGGAGUGAAUGUGGUUGUUGGUCCCAUCUUUGACUAUGACUACAAUGGCCUUAGGGAUUCAGCAGAGACAAUAAAACAGUAUAUCAGUGGCUCUGUUCAAAUUCCAAGUCAUUUCUACAUUGUGAUUACAAGUUGUCUGGAUUACACACAGACUGUUGACUCCUGUACUGGUCCUCUCAGUGUGUUUUCUUUCAUCCUUCCACACCGACCAGAUAAUGAUGAAAGCUGUAAUAGUUCAGAGGAUGAGACAAAAUGGGUUGAGGAACUGAUGAAGAUACACACGGCACGUAUAAGAGACGUGGAGUUACUUACAGGACUGGACUUUUAUCGACGCACCAGCAGGACCUAUGAGGAGAUACUCUCUUUAAAAACAUACUUACACACAUAUGAGAGUGAGAUCUAAACCACUGCAUCCUUGUAUUAGCAUUUUCUUCAUCUUAACUGUUGGGAUGCAGAAUGAAGUGUAUAUUUUCAUACAAACUUUCAUAUUUAUUGUUCUUUCAUUGCUAAUCCUUAACUGAUUCUUUAAACAUUCUCCUCCUUUAUUACAGUGAUUUAUACGCAUGAGCAUUUUUUAUACUAUACUACUAUAAAUAUUUUGACCUGUGAUGUUUGAUGUGUUGUAUGUAACAGAAUUUAAAAGAUCUCUGUACUGUAAAAUGUAACCAGACUUGUUCUCUUGUGACAUCUGUGAGUUGUUUUGUUUGUUUAUUAUAUCAUUAAACAGUUUGCACAAA